Molecule: messenger RNA, 2877 nt
Organism: Lolium perenne
Lineage: Eukaryota; Viridiplantae; Streptophyta; Magnoliopsida; Poales; Poaceae
Molecular function (GO): protein binding
Source: RefSeq, a predicted model, not a curated record
UUUGCACCCCUACCAGCGCGCUCCCGUGCCGUGGCCGUACUCCUGCCCAGGCGCCCAGCCGCGACGGCGGCCGCCCUCCGUCGCACCUCCCCAACCUCCUCCCCAACAGACCUCGCUCCUCCGCCCUCACCGCGACUCCCCGCCCGCCGCGCUUUCGCUUUUAACCCCUUCUCCGGCGUCGCGCCGUUUCCGCCGUCAGCAGCGGCUCGUCGCCAGUGCCCGCGCCGGUGGAGCUCGGGGAGGCCGAGUCGGAAGAGUGGACCGUAUCAGCGGUGGUGGGCGUCGUCCACUGGUCCCGCGCCGGGAUUCCUGCAGCCCUAGCUCUUGUUAGAGAGAAACCCUAACCCUAGCUCAGAUGAGCCGCCGCCGUUACUCGCUGGCGCCAGCGCCUCCGCUGGACGACGAGUUCCUUCUGGAGGAGAUCCUCCUCCGCCUCCCUCCGCAGCCCUCCUCGCUUCCACGCGCCUCUCUCGUCUGCAAGCUUUGGCGCAGCAUCCUCUCCGACACCCAAUUUCUCAAACGAUUCCGGAAACACCACCGUGAGCCUCCUCUGCUCGGCUUCUUCACAGGGCAUAUUGCCGCGCAACCUCUCUUCACUGCCGCCCUGGACUCACCUGACCGCAUCCCUCACACCCGCUUUUCCGUGCCGCAGAGAAACCACCCAGGUGAGAAGUGGUUCUUCAUGGGCUGCCGUCACGGCCUCGCCAUCCUGAUCAAUGGCAAUGAGCCCGAGGUUGUCGUGUGGGAUCCCCUCACCGGCCAACAGCACCGCGUGCCAUUUCCAUCGGGUAUGGACAAUAGACGGGGGGAUUCCUUUCAGGCCGCCGUGUUGUGCGCUGAUGCUGAAGAUGAGCAUGUGCACGGAGAUUGCUUCUUUUGUCCGUUUAAAGUGAUUUUGGUUUGUACCGGAUACAAGCAUGCAUUCGGUUCUCUCUACAAUUCCAAGUCUGGUGUAUGGGGAAAUAUUGCCUCGACGGCGACUACUGAUGAGUUAUCUAUAAGGCCCAGCAUCCUCAUUGGGAAUGCAGUUUACUGGUUGUUUUGUGGAGGUGAUAUCCUUGCCUUUGAUAUUGAAAGGCAAACCCUUGGUGUGAUUCAGAAGCCGCCAGGCUCUCAGACUGCCGACUGCUGGUCCUUUCAGCUCUUACGGACAGAUGAUGGUACUGCCCUUUGCUUUGCAAAUCUGUCAAAACUGAGAAUAUAUAUAUGGGUGAGGAAAAUGAACUCCUAUGGUAUCGCGAGAUGGGCGCUGCAGCAGAAAUUCAUUAAAUUGGAUGUGCUCUUUCCACAAAGAAUGGAUAACGGCUACAAAAAGGCGACAAUGGUGGGGUAUGAUGAGGAGUCAAAUGUGAUUGUUCUGGGUAUGUAUCUUGGUGACUUCAUGCUUCAACCUGAGUCAAUGCGGUUUACAAGAUUUUCUAAAAGAAAUUCCUGGGAUAACAAGAUGCAUUACCCCUACACAAAUUUCUACACUGCAGGAAGGGGAGUUGGGUGGAAAUGGUUGGAUCUGAAAUUGUGAACACACGGGACCUGGUGAUGUGCUAUGGUGGUUGAACAGGUCUGUAGGUAUUUAAUGGGGUUGAUGAAGCUUAUGAAGCCACUGUCCGCCUUGCUUCGCUUUGAUACUCGCUCUUUGUUCUGUUCAUUCCUGGUGAAGAAGGCGUUUGAUAGUAGCUUGAACACUGUCAUUCUUAUGACUCGCUCUACGACUGUUGGUAAUGGCCACUUGCCUAGCCCCAAUUGCUACUUCAGAGUAAGGUUUGUCAGGAACCACUGAACCUUCGUCUUUCAGGUAGAACAUGAUGCCACACCUCUGCAAGUUUAUUUGAAAAGCCACUCUCAUGUUGAUGAUAUAUUUGCAUGAUGGUUUCCAGCUCUUGAAAAAUAUCUCUCCAAUGUUCGUUAAGGAUCUAUGUGAUACAAUUGUAUUUCAGUAUCUGGAAAUUUGCCGCUGAUAAUUUCUCAUACUUGGAUUCGUGGAGUGCAAGAACCAAGAUGCACAAAGGGUAACAGUAACUUCGGUCUAUGUUAAGUGCAAUAGAGGAGACAAGGCAAAAUAAUGUUCUGAUUCUUUUGUUAUGGUCUGAAUUGUAGUUUUGUAAAGAGGUUAAUUUGAGGAUAUUAACAAUUUAUUCUUAAAUGCUAUUCCAAUUCUGGAUCUUCCAUUUAAAAUCUUCUUCUGAAUUACACUAAAAGUUUGUUUUCGGUUUUGCAUUUUUAGAAGAAACAAAAUGCUUGCACAUUAUCUAUUCUCUCUCGAAUGUAUGCCUCUGCUAAAUUUUGUCCUUUCACCUAUAAUGGUCUGGGCUGCACUACAAUGGGUUUCUUCAUACAAAUUUUGCAUAUCUUCUAACCAAAGAAAAUGAUUCCGAUAUUUAUAGACCCUAAGUUGCUCUAUUUUCUCUUCUAUGUAUAUUUUCUGCAAAUUUUUCCAUUUUUCAUGAAAAAAGGUCUUGUCUGCACUCGAAACUGAUUGCUUGAGCCCCUGUGUAGGUUUACCUCCCAUCUAUAACGUUCUUUUUGUUGCAGCUUCUCGCAUUAUGAGUUCUCAUGGUUUUGGGGAUUUUGUUGACUAAUUCAGUGUGGAUCAUCUGACCUGCAUUUUUUGGGAUUUUGUUGACCAUGUUUUCGCAGCUACCCGGGAAAUUGUGGAGACCUCGAGGUCGGUGGGCUUUCUCGCGUUGCAGCUACCUGAGGUCUGCUGGCAUAACGUUUUUCUUUUAGCGUGUGGCUAUGUGUAUAGUGUGGUGGUCUUCUGCUCUGUGGUGAUACUCAGAGAGCAUGUUCUCUGUAUUUAACUUGUGCACUCUCGAAGUGUUGCCCUGUACUGCUGCUGCUUAUUCCUAACAAAAGUUUGGCCUGAGGCCCUUUGGUUUA